Molecule: messenger RNA, 3844 nt
Organism: Trematomus bernacchii (emerald rockcod)
Lineage: Eukaryota; Metazoa; Chordata; Actinopteri; Perciformes; Nototheniidae
Gene: znf281b
Product: zinc finger protein 281b
Exons: 7
Coding region: 256-2757 (833 amino acids)
Biological process (GO): regulation of transcription by RNA polymerase II
Molecular function (GO): DNA-binding transcription factor activity, RNA polymerase II-specific; RNA polymerase II cis-regulatory region sequence-specific DNA binding
Source: RefSeq, a predicted model, not a curated record
CUCUUCCCUCAGCCAGCCUGUCUCCUCUCACGACCCGUCCCUACUACACCCAUAAUUCCCCGCGCCAGGACAAGAUGGACGAAAGCAGCGACCGCCGGAGAACAAUGUUUUGGCAAUAAACCCCCAAAGCGGCGAAUACGGAGAGAAUACAGGCACGUUUUAACCAACUGCGGUCAUGUGUAGGAAACCCUUCUCCUGCAUUCUUCUUUAGACCUACUGCCCUUCUUCUUCCCUGCACAAAGCAACACCUCCACCAUGAGUAUUAUCCAAGACAAAUUAGGCAAUGAGUUUUUGCGCAAUGGUGGCAUGGAUCCCAAUUUUGCACCAGGUAUGCUUAUGUUCAGCCACCUGCCGCCGGUCACCAGCUUUACGCGGCUCGCCUCCCAGUCGGUUAUGGGCGAGCUUCCUCAGGAGAUGAUCCUGAAGAAAGAACGCGACUCUCCCCCAGACCACCAGGGCAAUUUGAACACAGGCGGCUUCCUCCACAGUAUGGGCAUUAAGCAGGAGCGACUAAGCGAGCUGGAUUACCGCAUGCCCCUCUACAGUGGGGGUGGAGGAGUAGGGAUAAACUGUGCUGGAGGGGGCGCGGGGAAAAGUAAUAAUGACAUGCCGGACAUGUCUUUCGCCAACCAUCACCACCAAAAUCACCAGAAUAUGCUCCUUCAUGACCUCAGCCUCAGCAACGUCCGUUCCCUUGGAGAACAGAUGCCUGUAAGACCGGGUAAAGAGCCAAAAGAGUCUGCAGGUAGAAGAGGGCGAAGGAACAACGGGGACGGGCAGGGAGGCAAGGCAAGAAGGAAACGCAACGAUGCUAAGGCCAUGAUGUUGGAUGGAGAAGGAGCCUGCAUGUCCCCCAACUCAAAACCACAUAUCUGUGAGCACUGUAACGCGGCCUUUCGCAGCUCCUACCACUUGCGCAGACAUGUGCUCAUACACACAGAUCGCACAGGUGAGAGGCCUUUCCGGUGCAGUCAGUGUAACAUGAGCUUCAUCCAGAAAUAUCUUCUCCAGCGGCACGAGAAGAUCCACAGUGGAGAGAAGCCUUUUAGCUGUGACCAGUGUAACAUGCGCUUUAUCCAGAAGUACCAUAUGGAGCGACACAAAAGGACACACAGUGGCGAGAAGCCAUAUCGCUGCGAUACAUGCCAACAAUUUUUCUCAAGAACAGACCGGUUACUGAAGCACAAACGGACUUGUGGAGAAGCCAUAAAGAAGGGCCUGGACCCGAGCAUGCUGGAGCUCAGCGAUGCGGAGCUAGGCCAGGGCAGCUAUUCACUCACUCAGGGAAACUCGACCACCUCCGGACGCAAGAGGGCCAAGUCCAAAAACGGGGAGGGCGGCAAGAGGAAGAAGAACGCCUCGGCAUCAGCAGCUUCUUCCUCUGGGGGGAUGAGUAUGCAGGACUUCGACAUGGAGCACCCCUCGGGCUCCGACCCCAACAUGCAGGGACGUACUCCUAAAUUGGUCUUUAAAAAAGCCGGCCGCAAGGGUCUGGACAAGGGCCUCCUCGCUCUGGAAGACACCGCCGACGGACAGAAACGGUUGGGGCAGAAGCACGACUCCAUGGAUCACGUGGAGGUUUCGGGCCUCGAUAACAUGGGUCUGCUCCAGGGGCCCGGGCUCAACAAGCAGGGGCCCACCACCAGCAGCAACUAUGAUGAUGCAAUGCAGUUUGUGAAAAAGCGGCGCUACCUCCAAGCUGUAAACAAUGACUAUGGAGCCGGCUCACUGCACAUGGUAUCCCAGGGCAACAGCGUCAUCCACGGCUCCCUGGGGCCCGAGCCCACGCUGGCCAUGCUGGACACCUCGCCUCUGGAUCUCAAGCACGACAAGUCAGGCAUUCCAGACGAGGUGCUGCAGACCCUGCUCGAGCAUUAUAGCCAUAAGCCAGAGGGGCAACACCACCACGACGUGACUUUCGACCUGUCGGACCACCCGCACCACGUCGACCUCCAGCCGGCGGCCCCCGUCACCCCUGAGCUGGAGGACGACUCCCCCAACGGUGGCGACAAGCAAGCAGUGAUGAGCGAGUACUCGAAGUUCCUCCUGCAGGCCCUGGAGCGCACCAGCCACAGCGGGCCCUUCCCCAGCCUUGGCCAAACGGGGCCCUUCCCACUCCUGUCCAGCAGCUCCAGCCCCACGGGGCCCCUCUUCUCAGACAAACACGGGUACGCCACAUCUCCGCUGGACUGUGGCUACCCGCCUUCUGUGUCCUCCCCGCUUCCCAUCGUUGCCCCUUCGUCAAACUCCUCGUCGUCGUCCUCCAAGUCCCACUACGGCAUGCUGGUCAGCUCCCCCUCCCAGGCGGGCUACCACCUCAGCUUGGAGCCCACCAGCCACCAGCAGCUGACCCCCUCUCAGGAGCUGACGGAGCAGCUGGAGAAGCAGCACUCCCCGGGCACCUUCAACCUACCUCCCCAGGACCUGACUGCCUCGGCAGACGGAUCCAAGGGGCCGCAGCCCAAGUCCGGAGUGGGCAUUGCACCCACCAACGGCUCCAGCUACCCCGACCUGUCCCCACUGAACACCCCAAAAGAAACCAUGUACCAGAUCGAGAACUUCGCCCAGGCCUUUGGCUCCCAGUUCAAGUCAGGGCGGCGGACCCCUCUGGGCUACGGCAGCGAUCCUGGGGUGGAGGUGGACCACCGAAUACGGACUCCAGUGUCAGAAUUCUCAGGGUAUACCAGUUUGUUAGCUGACGUCGGCGAGCCAGUGAGUACAGGAUCAAAAACCCAGACAAGCCAAAGUUUCAGAUAAGGGUCAAACGAGGUGAAUCCAGCAGGGGGCUCCUGUUACUGUCCAUGCAGCCCCCACACCCAUCCUAAUUUUGUUCUUGUAGCAAAGUUUUGUUUUUUAAACACUGCCAUUAAUUGUUAAUACAAAAUGACCAGGGAGGGUCUUCCAUGGCCUCAAAUGCAAUUUUUUUAAAUAUUCUCAUUUUUAUUAUGUAUUUAGUCGCUUCAUUUUUGUUUAAGAGUAGUGAUUUUGAUAUGAACGUACCGUAGAUUUAAAUGUAAUUUAAAACAUUUAGAGGGUAGCUAUAAACUUACUUUUUUUUUUUUUUUUGGAAACCCUUGUGUUUUACCAAUCAUACCAUUUGUAAAGUAAUAAUGGAUAAUGUUGAUAAUUUCAAUAAUAACAUGUGUGGCAGGGAAAGGCCCAGAAUUCAAAUUGCAAAAAAAGUAUAUAUUGUCUGUUACAAGAAACAUAUUAACUCAGGAAAAAUAGUCAAAUUUGUGUAAUAAGACUUUGUAUUAUGAGAUGCAAUUGGCACAGUUUUUACAGGUGUACUUUGAGACUACAAAGCUUUGAUUUUUUGUUUCUUUUGUACUCGUCGGAACAACAAAUUACAAUACAUGAUGAUGUUUGGUUUCUACUGCGUGUAGCUUUGUUGAGAUUAUGGUACUGUUGUGUCAAUGUGAAGACAUCCACAUUUCUUUAGAGAGCCACAUGUGUACACGAGGUAGUAUGAAUUGUAGUGGAGUUCAGCACACGGCAUCUUUAAGAUAACUUGUCAGCUUUAGGCGUCGGUUAAUGAAUCCCGUCUAACCGCAUACUUCUCUAGUUGUGCCUGCUUUGGCCAGUAGAAAAGAAGAAGCUUAAGACUAAAUUCAUCCCGUUACGGACGUCUCAGAAACAUCAUCCGAGAUCUUUUCCUCAUGCUGAAGUCACCACUUUCUGCUCCACUCUUGCUGUUCCUUUUUUGUGUAAAUGGAAUCAAACAAGCACUUUUUUUAAAACAAAUCAUCAUUGGAAGCAACAACAACCCAUUCAAUUUGCAUAUGUGAUACGUGAUUAUUAUGCUAAUGAUUAUUAAUAUUAUUUUAAGAGGAGAAAACUGUGA